GGAAGCUGGGCGGAUCAACCAGAAAGCGCGUCUCAUCUCAAUUCGGUAUAAAAGGCCACAGACCUGUUCCGCGCGACACUUGCCGCAUCGCUUGUUUCUGUGGUUGCUGGGGAAACGGAGACACCUCUCCAUUAUGUACAGGCUCCUGGUACUUGUAUCGACGGUCGGCUUGGCAACAGCAGAUGUUGGCCUUGGUUAUAAUUACUACAAACCUCAAACAAAUUUUGGACCUUAUAGACGACCAUCAUAUCAAGAAAGCGCUAGUUCCAGUCAAUAUAAUAUCGGUUAUAACAAUGCCAACGGGUACAACUACAACAACAACGGUUACCCAGGACUGAAUGCCGGCUUCCAGAAUACUGCUAAUACUGUUUAUCAUGGUGUAAACCAGGGAUUCAAACCAGCCAUCAUAAAAGGUGACGUUGUUGGUAGCAACUCUGAAUUCCAAAAUAGAUUUCAAGGUGUCUACAACACCGGUAAUGUAUAUAAAGAGUCUGCUGCUUAUCAGGGUGCAAAUGUUGCAAAUCUGAAUGAAAUAAACAAAGCCAGCUAUCAGGUACAAUCUCAACAGGCACAAGUAUUUAAGCAUUUUUAUGUUCAUGCUGCCCCUGAAGAUGAAGAACCGCCAAAGCCGCGAACACCUAUUGUGUUGCCACCACCACAAAAACAUUAUAAAAUUAUUUUUAUUAAAGCGCCGACACAAUUUGCUGGAUCACCACAGAUCGUUCCAGUACCACAACAAAAUGAAGAGAAAACUAUUGUUUACGUCCUUGUCAACAAACCGGAAGAUACUCAAAAUGUAGUAGUACCCAAAGUAGAACAAAGGCCACCAAUAAAACCUGAAGUUUACUUUAUCAAAUACAAUAACAAAGAAGGAUCUAAAGCUGUUAUCGAUAAUAUUGUUAAAGAUUACAAUAAAGAUCAGUCUAUUAGUUUUACAAAUAUUGCAACGGGAGUGGCACCACCAUCCCCUGUCCUCUCUGGAACUUUUGGUGCAGCAGGUUCUCAAAUCAACAGUGCUAGUGGAGGGACCUCGGCUGCACAAAAUUCAGCUGAUUCUGGCUUUAGUGCUUUGAAUACGCAAUCCAGUUAUGAAUCAAAACCUUUAGGUAUUAGCACCUCCGGAAUUUCAGACGGAACAUUGGCAUCUACGCUUGUUGAUGGUUAUAACAGUGCGUCUAGUGUUACCGAAUUCAAUGGUGGCACAAUCAACUCUGGUUACAACGGUGAUUCUGAAAAUACAGGAUUCAGUGGUGCAUUAUCUAACACUGGUUUCCAAAGUACAUCGAGUAGCUAUGGACUUACCAAUGCUGGUGGAGCAGUAUUGAGUGGUGAGUCUGGUGGCUCUGGGUUCAGCUCUAUUACUAACGCGGCAUCGAAUGGCAAUGAGUACAGCACGGUCAGUGGAAUAUUGACCUCAACGGGUGGGGCCCAAUCUGUUACAGGCUCCGAAUACAACGGCGGUACAAUUUCAACUAGUCAAGGUUUACCUCACGAAACAUAUGGCAUACCUAAAUUCAGUGCAUAAAUUAUAACUAAGUUGGGUUUAAGCCGGCAUACCUAAAUCAUUUUUCUAACACUUAUAAUAAUAAUAUCAUUUGUACGUACCCAACGUACAUAGAUAUUAUUAUUAUAAGUGUGUAAACUUUUUCAUUUAUUAUUUAUGAAUAAAUGAUAAGUAAGUUAGUCACAUAACAACGAAAAUAUUUUGUAGCCACGUUGCCAAGCUUCAAUGUGUAUUUAAGUAAGAAGCAGGUCCCUAAAUAAAUAUAAACUGUCCUAGUUAA
Molecule: messenger RNA, 1784 nt
Organism: Plodia interpunctella (Indianmeal moth)
Lineage: Eukaryota; Metazoa; Arthropoda; Insecta; Lepidoptera; Pyralidae
Exons: 2
Coding region: 134-1525 (463 amino acids)
Source: RefSeq, a predicted model, not a curated record